This is a messenger RNA of Leptopilina heterotoma, 6542 nucleotides long. RefSeq lists its product as uncharacterized. The transcript has 2 exons. Bases 144 to 5894 code for a protein of 1916 amino acids. The record is from RefSeq and is a predicted model, not a curated record. Lineage: Eukaryota; Metazoa; Arthropoda; Insecta; Hymenoptera; Figitidae.
CCGGCGGACAGGUCGGAUGUUGUUUAUCGCAUAGAGGCUGCAUCUUCCUUCAGCAACACAGUCGCGUUGGUAUCGCGCUCCAUAACUGACCAUACCCAGUCCGACUGGUUGCUGACCGAGACAUUCGCCUCGCGUUCGCGACCAUGAGAACAUCCAAGUCUCAACCUCCCUGGACCCUUGUCCUAUCACUCCUCAUUUUCUUUCUAGUCCUUCCCGAAUCGCAGACUCGAAGUGUACUCGAUCUCGCCAGCGGUGCCGAGACUCCAGUGAGUGACGACAGAAAAGAUGGUGCUUUGGUUGCGGAACCGCUGCUAGACGGGGCUGAUAGCGCUUUAAGUGAGAGAAUCAAGACUGGGGUCCAGUUCCCUGGACCUGUAGAUAACCCUCAGGAUAGUCUUCAAGCCGAGGAGAAGGGAAUCCGGAGAUUCGACGCCGAAGAACCCUCCGCAGAGCUUCCGCAGAAGGAUCAAACAAUCCCGAAGGUCGAGCUUUCGGAAGUGAAGGUCAAUGUCCUGCACGAUCAUGAGGAUGGACAAAGGAGAACGGUCGAGAGUGACGAAGAACAAAGAGCGAGGAUUGAAACCGAAGGUGAAAUCUCCUCUGACAGUAAGAUCGAGAAAGAGAAUUUGGAACCAACUGUUAUUCCUGAAACGGAAGGGGGUGCUCUGACCUCCAGAAAUGUAGUCUCUAUAAAUUCCGAAGGGCUCGGUAAGUUUAAUUCCGAAAGUGAAAAAGAUUCUAAACAGGAACUCGAAGCACCAAAAUUAGCUGACACUCCUUCAGCAAAGUCUUACGAUUCACCGAUAGAGUCAUUAAAGAAAGAAGCUUUCCUUCUUCAACAACAGGUGAGUGACAAAACACUUUUUGAAUCUGUCAAAGAACCAACACUAGUUAUGUCGGAAUUUCCUCUCUUAACGGAAUUAGAAAUCUUAAAAGCCCUCAAGUCCGUCCCUUCUAUAAAAGAUCACCACAUUCUGGACAUCGAACCCUUGGGUCACCAUGUUCUAAGUGACAAGCAAACGGAGAUAAUACAAUGUUCCGCGGCAUUAAUGCAGCAACAGCAGAGACCAAAUUUCUUUAGGGGCAUGUACGACUGCAUUCGAGGUCUGAGUGUUAUGAACUGCAUGCGAAUCUUUGUUUACCCAAUUAUAGCCGAAACUGUUCCGCAAUUGAUUUUGCAAAACAUGCCGAGCCUUCCGAUCGAAAUAAACGUUUCCGAUCUUCUGCCGAGUAAAAAUAAAACCAAAACAGCCAGGUCAGGUGCUUAUUUGGUCUACACUUUGCUGAACACCGAAGACGUAUUUAUCGGCAUGUUGAAAGACGUUUUAGAUACUCAGAGAAGCCACGAAAGUGUCCCAUCCUACAUCGAUUCAAUGAAUGAAACACUCGUCAAGUUGUUGUCGCCAGGGCAAAUGAAGAUUCUGCAAAUGGGAGAGAAGAUCCUUCCGAUCUCCAGUCGUCGAGAGUAUUCCGACCGAAUGUAUUCCUGCAUAAGAAGAUUUGAGUAUUUCAGUUGCUUACGAUAUUUCGCUUGGCCGAUGAUGAAAUUAUAUUACCCUGCUCUGCCCGAUUUCCCCGAGUAUGAAAUUUUAUACCCCAUUCCUACUUUCGCGGAAUAUCCGAUCCUCCCCUUUCCUCUUGAACCUCUUCCAGAAGUGAUUGAAGCCGACCUUACGAAACGGCCAGACGCCCUAAUUUUGAGGCUUUUGAGAGAAGGAGUGAGACCCGGACUUCGACCGGCGUUGUCCUUGUCUAAUUCCACUGAAACUUUGAAACUUUUGGAGCAGAUGAUUAAAACUCUACCAUCUGCAAGUAAGGCUGUCUACACUAGACCUGUAGCACUACAUAUCCCACAAGAUCAACUAAACUCUCUUUAUGUUGCAAAGCAAAUUCUCCCUCCACAAUUACGGGCAGAGUUUACCUCACAAUCUCUCAAAUGCAUUCGAGAAUUCAACUAUUACGCUUGCAUGAAGUACUACACAUGGCCGAUUAUACGACAAGCUCAACCGACUUUGCCCCAAUUUCCCGAUUUAGCGAGUCUUUUCCAAAUUCCCGACUUCUCGCAAUUUUUUUCACAAUUCCCCAAUCUUGCCAAUCUGUUUCAGUUGCCCAACUUCCAGUUACCGACCUUCCAAUUACCUAAUUUCCAAUUGCCGAAUUUCCAGCUACCAGAAUUUCAGUUGCCUAGUUUCCCAACUUUCGGACAACCGUCGUUUCCAAAUAUACCGUUUUUCCCACAACCCCAAGGUCCACCAUCCAUCCCGACUUUCCCAGGUGGACCAACGAUACCUAUACCUGAAAUACCAGGAGCGCCAGCCUUACCACCCAUUCCAGAAGCACCAACUGUACCCUCCAUCCCUGGAGCACCAUCAAUCCCUCAAUUUCCCCAAGUACCAGCUGCACCAACCAUACCUCCUAUUCCUGGAGUCCCAUCAAUUCCUGCCAUCCCACAAGCACCAACCGUUCCCCCCAUUCCUGGAGUACCGUCAAUCCCCCCAAUUCCUAGCAUACCAACAAUUCCAACUGCACCGCCUGCUGUGACUCCGACUUCCACUCCUAGUGUUAUUAUUCGAGAUGCUCAAGGUAUCCAAGUAGAUUCAUUUCAUCUCGAGGAUUCGAAACAAAGUAUUCCGGAAUUAUCAGGACACAAUUUUCCAGAAGUAGAAGCAAGGAACAGUUUCCUGGACAAAGCGAUCGAAUCGAACAUCACGGAAGAGUCAGCAAUACCUAGUCCACAGAAACCUGACAUUCAGAUCUCUUCUCGAAAAAACGAAAUCUCGAACGUUCCACUCAUAACCUUGACAGGAACCGAAUUUGUACCGAUUCUAUCCGAAAAACCAGAAACAGUCAUUUUCACAAUCCUGCGACUCAAUCAAAUAUCAGAUCCAAAUCUGAUGCACACUCUCACAAUUCCCUUUCUAAACGCUUCCACUCCAGAAUUCGACAGCUUCUUAACCCUACACCAGGAGAACAUCAUUUUACUAGCUAAAAACAUGCUGCCCGAAUCAAUUAGAUCCUCCUUCUCCGAACAAAUGAUCUCCUGCGUACGGGACAAAGACUUUUUGACCUGCUCCAAGGAUGUAAUGUUCCCCACUCUGAAGGAAUAUUUUCCAAACAUACCCAGGUUCCCCAUUUUUGAACCACCUCAACAACCACAGCAUCAGAUUUCAGAGACGAAUGUGAAGACGGACAAACGUGGCGAAGCUACUGUUACGAUAACGGACACGAGAUUCAUUCCCAUCUUCUCAGAGCAUCCAGAAGGUGUGGUUAUGAAUAUUUUGCGAGCUGUUCAGAUCUCGAUUCCAAACUUACCAGCAGGAGUUUUGAAGACCAGAGAGAUUGUCAACAGACUGGAGUUUCAGAAGAUCCUCACGGAGAAGCAGAUUGGGAUUUUGGAAAUUGCAGAAACUCUUCUACCGGAACAAUUGAGGGAAACUUUUAUCAAACGGAUGAUCGAGUGCUCGAGGGACGCGUCCUUUUUGGAAUGUACCAGGGACAUUGCCUUUCCCAGUAUUGCCCAGUAUUUUCCAAAUUUACCCAAUUUCCCAAAUUUUGGCAACCAGCUGGGUACCUCGAGGCCUUUGGAUAGAAAUUCCUUUCAACUUCUUCGAGACGGAUUAGCACAUCACUAUCAUGAGACUGAGUACUUGCAGCAAAUUGAAAAUCAUCUGCAGAAUGAAAUUGAGAAUAUUUUGACUAGGGCCGUUUCGGUUAAUGAACGUUCUAAGAAAACGGAAGAUGGUAAAGAAGAGUCUCAACCCGAAUCUUAUAGUCUUUUGUCGAAGCAGCAGAAGAAUAUUAUGCGUUUGUCGGACAAUAUUUUACCAGAAUCAGUUCGCCCCGCCUAUCAUGCGCGAAUGAUUGAUUGUAUGCAGAGCAACAGUUUCGUCUCGUGUAUGCAAAAUGUCGGCUGGCCCAUACUGAGACUCAACCCCCUUCUUCUCAAUUCUCCAGCUGCGAUAAUUCCUGAAUACACACCCCAAGCGUCUGUUCCCAUUCCAUCUCCCAUAAUCAUUCCACACGCACAAUUCAACUAUGAAAAUCUUGGAAACUUACAACGCUCUGAUCCAGGAAUUUCUUCAGACAUCACGUCGUCAGUAGGACGAGAAACUUUUGCACCUGAGAUACCACCCUACGCUGGACAACCAGUCGUCAACUUUGUAGAGCUUUCACGAGAAAGAAUUUAUCCCGGGAGAGAAGAGAACAAAGAAACUGAAUUCAAGGAGAAAAUGGAACACAGCAGCAGCAGAAGAAGAAGAAGUGCUACGGAUCUGUUAGAUUCCUACCCUGAAAACAUUCCAGACGACAGGAAAGCAUCAGUUCGUAAAAAUCUUUCAAAGACGACCUUCCCGAACAUCACAGACUCCGAAUUGCUCCAAAUUUUAAUUCAAAUAAAAAACUCCAAGGUUGAUCAACUCAGGAAGACGCCGCAAGGAUCAAAGAAAUAUUUUCUAGACGAGCUGAACGAAGAGGACAGGAAGACACUGACAGCGGACCAGGUGGAGAUUUUGAAACUCGUCGAGGACUUGUACCCGGAGGCGUCCCGUGGACUCAUGGGUCAGCUGUGGCAGUGCAUCAGGGGUUUCAGCCUCAUAAGGUGUGCAGGAGUCUUCAUCUGGCCAAUGAUAACAAACACGGUGCCAAAUCUAGUUCUUGGCUCCAUGAUAGGCAACCUGCCAACCUUCGGGCUCCUGGGUCGCUCGGAGACCGAACAGCAAGUUGAGGAACUAUUCGGAAUAUCCGCCAACGAGUUCGAAAAGAACCUCAUGGAGAGGAAGCACGAGUUUGAAGACAUUCUUCUCAACUGGUAUAAAUCUCUAAUGCAGGAGAAAUUCGAGACGAGUAUCGGAUUUUUAAAAAUCAAGGGCCAUGGAAAUGGAGAACUGGGCAUCAGCUUAACGGGCUAUAGAGAAGGCAGAGCAAAAGUCAUCAAGGACAAUAAGAAUCUCCCCAGCAUCUUGACGAUCAUCAGCGAUAUUAUGGAGGACGUCUUGGAGCCAAAACCAAACCCCAACAGAAACAGGAAAGAUCCGAAGCGAGGGAAAAGUUUCAAAUUCGAAGAAAGCAAUUAUCAAUCUCUUCAGGACGCGAAAGAAGAUUCCAAAGGUGAAAUAGCUAUGAAGGACGACCGAGUUCUUGCUGCGCUGAUAGAGAAAAUGAAAACCAACGACUCUGAUACAAGGACCGACAGUUCGGAAAAGUAUUUCAGUAUCCAAAAUGCUUACAAAGCUUUCGAGCUUCUCUUCGGAACGAGAUUGGCCAGUCAAUUCGAAAAGUUAAAAUCGUUCAGCGAAGAGCACUUGCGAUCGUUUAUCAAUAGAAAUAUGGAUGAAGACAUUCCUAUUGAAGAUGAGUUGAAGAUAAUUCCUUACGAAGUCAAGGAGAAAUUUCUAGAAGACCAGUUUAAAAUCAUUCCUCUCCUGAAUUCUCAGACCUACUACAGUUUCGAUGACGAAACCGGCAAAUCUAAGGAAGCUUCAAAAGAGCCGCUGAAGAGCACAAAUCAGGAGAAAUCGAAAAAAGAAGGCUUGACCCAUAGAAAGAAGCAUCGAAACGAACUGUCUAUAGAACUCCCGCGAUUGAAGGACAUCAUCAUCAGCAAGAAGGUGACCAAUAAUGUCGUCAACAUGGCCAGGAACAUAAAAACGAAAAUGACGCAAAUGAUGCCUGGAAUCGGAAUGGCGGUGUCUUUCCUCCUGCAGGUGGUCAUCGCUCACGCUCGAACAGCAGCCUCAGUGGCUUCCCUCAUGAGCAACAUUGCUCUUGGAAUGGGAGUCUUCAGCAUGAUCCGCGACACCCUUUUCGGACAAAAUCCGAAAGUAAAGUACGUCUACGACACCGAAACUGCAGAUCCAGCAGUUUCAUGGCCCAAAGAUCCUAGCUAUUGGAAAUAGGAGUCUAGAGACUGAUAAGUUUGGUUUGAGGGUUCUGUAGUGCUUCCCUUAUUUAUUACAGGAAUAGAAAAUUAAAAAUUAAUUCAAAAAUUUAAAAGAAUCAUCAAAUGUAAUGUUUUUAAUUGUUUUCUUUCUCUCUCUCUCUCUGGGUUUAAGGUGAAGGGUGCCAUCGUGCUAGAUUUAAGACGACAUCAAUUCUCAAAUGCUCAAGAGUACAUCGAUAGAUUUCUAUGUAUUUUUAUAUAGUAUUAUUUUUAAUUGUAUCUCCCUUAGUUCUUAUUAUCUCACACGAAAAAAAUCUUUACCCGAAACAUUGACAAGUUUCUCUAGAAUAGUGAAAUAAAAUAAAUGAAAUUCAAUAAAACAAUUAAUUUCAAUAGUUUAGUGAAAUUUGUAGCUAUUUCAGGUGAAGAAUUUUGCGACGUGCAAUAAUAUUUGUAUCAGGAAUGCUUAACUAUUUUAAGUUCUCCUUCAGAAAUAUCAUGUAUCUGGUUUUUAAAAGACCGUGAUUUUGUGAUGCAUCAAUUCAAGAUGCUUUUCUAAAAAUAAAUAAAAAGUACUUUAGAAUAUAGAUAGAUAAUCGAUCAAGAAACAUAAACAAAUUUCAACAAUGGAAGAAAAUAAACGAUUAUUGCUACUUUAGAAUAA